AUGCUUCCAUACUUCAAUGGAUCUUCACUGUUGGUCCAUUUCACCACAGUAGCACAAAACAUUGGACAGCGUUUCAGAGCCUUAAAUGUAAAGAUCAAGGAAGUAGUCACAAGGAAGAAUGUUGUAAGGUGGAGGGACCGGUGCCAGGGUGAUCUUUACACCGUUCCAUUUGAUGGAAACAAUACGUUUGCGUGUGACAUGGAGACACUGAUGAGCACUUACUGGCUUCUGUGUGACGCUGUGCAUCAUGCCAAUGUCUUCUACAGCCAUCAGCUGUUGGCCGUGAUUUCCUUCUUGUUAGUCAACAUCACGUGCAACCUCUACUAUAGCUACCUGGAAAUUGGGGGCAACAUUUUGGAUUUGUGCAAUUUGCUGUUGUGGUCUUCAGCUCAAAUCCUGUACCUGGUGUGGAUGAUUACCAGUUCUACAUCAGUCUCUGAGGCGGCUGACGAGAUAAAACCUUUAAUAUUUGAGUUGAUCAACAUUGAGGAUGACCUAUCACACAAACAAGAGCUGAAAAUGUUUGUACUGCGGUUAGAAACCUACAGACCAAGAUUUACGGCCUUUGAUAUUUUUGAAGUCAACAACCAAACCCUGACUACGAUGGCAGGACUGGUGAUGACGUAUCUGGUGAUCCUGAUACAAUUCCGACAGGACAAGUCCGACUGA
Messenger RNA from Homalodisca vitripennis (glassy-winged sharpshooter), 669 nucleotides. RefSeq lists its product as uncharacterized. Gene Ontology annotation, biological process: sensory perception of taste. The coding region runs from base 1 to 669 and encodes 222 amino acids. Gene Ontology annotation, cellular component: dendrite; axon; membrane. Lineage: Eukaryota; Metazoa; Arthropoda; Insecta; Hemiptera; Cicadellidae. The record is from RefSeq and is a predicted model, not a curated record. The transcript has 5 exons.